This is a messenger RNA of Emiliania huxleyi CCMP1516, 2556 nucleotides long. RefSeq lists its product as hypothetical. The transcript is spliced from 4 exons. NCBI's taxonomy places the organism in Eukaryota, Haptophyta, Isochrysidales, Noelaerhabdaceae. The record is from RefSeq and is a predicted model, not a curated record. Bases 1 to 2556 code for a protein of 851 amino acids. Gene Ontology annotation, molecular function: copper ion binding; oxidoreductase activity.
AUGCUGGCUGGCGCCCAGUACAACACCCCCAAUGCACUGCUCUACGCUGGCUGGUGCAGUACUACCAGUGCGCUGACUGGCGCGCACAGGGACGUGACCUUCGGCACGCGCACCUUCGAAGCGAUGGAUUGGGACGGGCAGUCGCCCUUUGCACCAUACAGCCACGGCGGUGACGGGCGGGCGUCGAUGCUGGGACCGGCGCUCGUUGUGAGGCCUGGCCAAACGAUGCACAUCUUUAUGAAGAACGACCUCGGCGACGCGAUGAAGGAGCUGAACGCCACCGGCCAGACGGUCAACUCCCUCUACAACCGCAUCAAGCUCGUGCAGAUGAAGCACCCGGGCGGCGAAGUGCAGCCCUUUGCGCCGAUGAUCAACUACACCGGCCCCGACCUCGACUUCCCCAUCUUGCGCGGCAGCAGGGUGGACAAAGAAGAUAUGGAGAUCAACAACGACAAUAUGGAGGGGUGGGAGACUCACGGGCUCGACGUCUUCAACGCGCGCCGCCUCGGAGAGGCACCUGAAGAGUGGCGAGAGUGCCCUAACCGUGUGGCUCCACACCUAUUCGACCCGAUGGGGACCUCGAAUCCGGCUGCGGAUUGGAUCGGGAUCAAGCCUGACCUCUCCCUCCUCGAGGACCCGCCCGAGGAGUGGGUUGGGAGAAAGGAGCAAUGCUAUUGCUACAAGUACACCGUGGCGGACACGCAGAGCCCGGGUCUCUUCCUGUACCACACCCACCGGCACGGCACCUCGACGAUGCUCACCUGGAGCGGCAUGUUCGGCGUCGUGAUGGUGGGCGAGCCCUCCGCGACCAAGGCGAUGGCCCAGGCCGAGGCAGCGAGCCUCGAGGAGGAGGCGGUGCUCUCGCCCUCGCUCAAGCCUUCGCUCAUCCACGAUCUUGCCGCAAUCUCACGCGACGAGGGGCUCGCCUUUGACGACUCGAACGUGCAGCCCUACGUCAUCUACGACACCUCGUGGCGGCUGGCUCGCGUGCCGUGGGACGAGGCGAUCCUCAACCAACCCGACCUGCCCGACCGGACCAGCGACCUCACCCGCGACGUCAUCUUGACGGACUGGUGGCCCGCUGUUCGAUAUACUACCUAUCUCCACCCCUACCUCGUCAAUGGCCAGUUUCUGCCGACCAUCCACGCACGCGCGGGAGUGCUGACCCUGCUGCGGCUCGCUUGCGUCUCCGCGUCGAAGCUCUGCUCCUUCCACAUUGUCACGUACGAGGAAGGGGCGCCGGGCGAAGCGGGCGCGAGGAGGAAGGCGGUCCCAUUCUACCAGGUCGCCUCGGACGGCAUCUCGUACAAGUCCCCCCGCUGGCGCGACAUCAAGCCCGACCCACAGUAUUACUCCGCAUGCUGCGGCAAGAGCACGGCCUACGCGGCGGCGACCGAUGUGUGCGACGAGUUUGACGCGGCGGAGUCGCCCGACACGUGCGGUAUGGAGGCUUACAUGACUCUUGGGGGCGGUCAGCGCGAGGAUCUGAUCGUGCAGUUCCCAAAGGAGGGAAUGUACUACGUCGAGCAGUGGUCAGAGGCUUUUGACAACGGCAUCAAGCAGUCGCUCGGCACCAUCAACGUGACCGAUGACUGCGGCUACUGCCCAGACGGCUGCACGCCGCGCGACCUGCGCGACUAUACCCUCCACUCGGCGCGCCCCUCCGUGCUCGACGACGACGAUCGACCGAUCGUGAGAGAGCGCGGCCUCAUGUUUAUGACCCAGUACGAUCAAGGGAAAGGCCCAUUCGCCGAGUACGGCAUCGCCGACUACAACGGCGCAGUCUACAAGCCGUACGAGAUCGAUCGCGCUCGCAUGGGUCUAGACGGCGGCACCUGCGAGCUGUGGAAAGUGCGGAGCCCAGACACGAUCCUGCACCCCUUCCACAUCCACGUCAACCCGUUUCAGAUUGUUUCGGUCGUCUCGCUCUUUCCGAAGGCGGAGGCGGUCCGAACGUUCCUUAACGACUACACCCCACCCUUCCUCAAGCAAAACCAGCGCGGCACCUGGCGCGACACGGUGCUCGUGCCUCCGUACGGCGUCGUGACGAUGAAGCUCUGCUUCGACGCGGGCGUGCCGAGGCCGCAUAGGCCGGACACGCCCGCCGUCCCACUAGUGCAGUCCUUCAUCGGUAAGUUUGUCUUCCAUUGCCACUUCCUCAUCCACGAGGACUCGGGGCUGCUCGAGAAUGUAUUCCUCCGCACGCGCGCCUUUGUCCAGCCCGCCAUCGCCAGGCGCGUCAACGAGUCGCGCCUCACGCGUCUGGGCACCGACGGGCGUUGCCCGUGCCUCUCCAUCCCGCCCGACGUGGCGGCGUCGAUGCGCCCGUCGCUGCGGUCGAGCCUGCCCCCAGGCUACCGGGUCGGCGUCGAAUCUGACGAUGUCGGAGCUGGCCGCGCGUCUGCGCGCCGGAGGGCACUUUUCGCGUCGCUGGGCCAGCCGUCCCCGCCCCCAUCGCCACCCGCGCCGCCACCGGGUUGCGUGGUGCCAGAGGCGGCCCUGAUGGCUCGCGUCUCGGUGCACGGGUGCGACAGAUCGUGCUGCCUCUUGCUGUGA